UUGGUGGAUUACAAGGUCUUUCCACCAGUUUACAUACCAACACUAUAAGGACAUUUGGGAUUAUAAGGACAAAGGACAUGUCCUUGUAAUUCAAACAUUGUAGAAUCAUCUGUCUGAAGCUAAAGAACAAACUACUGCUUUUUUUUUAAAUGUCCUUUUAAGUAGGUAAACCAGUUUUAUAGUGUUUUGAGUGUAUCCCGCUACUGCCACCUAUUGGCAGGAUUUGCCACUGCCGAUUUAUACACAUUUCCACACAAAUGGGCGUGGGCGGGUCGGAAAUCGCGCGCUUUUGUUUGAUUGGUUAAUCAUGCUCAAGCGCAGUAGAGAGAUUUGGCUGGAGUUUGAGCAGCAGCAGAAUGGCGGCCAUGUGAUGCAGCUCCCAAUUAGCUAGAUGACAUGAUGGACUUAACUUCAAGGCGCCGCAGACUUAAGCCUCUUCGAGAUGCAGAAUACCACAUCAACUCGAGAACUGACAAGCCAUACCUUCAGCAGCAGUAUAUUAACAGAUUUAAAGGACGUGGAGUGUUCACUAAAGAAUUUAUUUGGAAAGGGGAUUUUGUGGUAGAAUAUAAUGGGAAGCUGCUUACACAGGAACAGGGAGAUCUGAAAGGAAAACAGUGUGCAGAAUCCAGAGUCUUUCUUUUUGAUUUCGAGUGGAGAGGACAAAUGUGGUGCAUGGAUGCAUCCGAGGAGGACGGCAGGCUGGGCAGACUAGUCAAUGACGAUCACAGAAAACCCAAUUGCAAAAUGAAGGUCAUUGCUGUUAAUAAUCGCCCCCACUUGUGCCUUUUCUCAAUUGAUGAAAUUUUACCUGGAGGAGAAUUGACAUAUGAUUAUGGACCAUCAGACUGGCCAUGGAGACCCCAGAGGAUCAUUACUGUCACAUCUCAGACAUCAGAAUCGCGUUUACACAAAAGUUCAGAAGAGAUGAUUACAGAUGUUGCCACCACUGAGACAUUUACACCGUGUGUCCCUGAAGCAAGUUCACAAAAGAUGAUUACAGAUGUUGCGACCACCGAGACAUUUACACCGUGUGUCCCUGAAGCAAGUUCACAUCAGAUGAUUACAGAUGUUGCCACCACUGAGACAUUUACACCGUGUGGGCCUGAAGCAAGUUCACAACAGAUGAUUACAGAUGUUGCCACCACUGAGACAUUUACACCGUGUGUCCCUGAAGCAAGUUCACAUCAGAUGAUUACAGAUGUUGCCACCACUGAGACAUUUACACCGUGUGUGCCUGAAGCAAGUUCACAACAGUGUCACAAACAUGACUUGGUUCAUGCUACCGUGUCAUCCCUGGACAAAUGCAAAAUAUGCUUGGGAUCAGGGCUGUCUGCUUUCAAGUGGAUUGGUUUCAGUUGUAAAGUUUGUUCUGGUGUAUGGCAUAAGGAUUGUCUCCAGCAAACAGUGCCUGAGGAUAAACAUGAUUUUAGCUCAGAAGAUAAUCAAUCAGAUGAGGACAUGCAAGAGGAUGACAUGCAUAAAGAUGAUGAUUAUGUACCAGAUACUGACUCGGAAUCUGAUUCGGAUACAAGUACUGUGGUUGGCUCUAGUGUGUCUCAGGUUCCCCUUUCAAGGAAUAUUGAAGAAUUUCAUACUACAACAAAAAAUACAUGUGAAAAUACUGAUGAAACAACAGAUGAAGCAACAGAAGCACGUGUUAAUGGUAUAAACUACUGUUACGUUUGUCAAAAACCUCAGUCUAAACUUGCCAGACAUCUAGAGAUGCACAAGACCGAAGCAGAGGUAAUGGAAGCUCUUAGUUAUCCAAAACGUUCGGUAAACAGACGAAGACUUCUGGAGAAGCUACGUAAUCGGGGCAACUUCCAGCACAAUUUAGAAGUUCUCAAAAAUGGAACUGGGCAAAUCAAAUUAAAAAGAUUUUCGAAGCAGUCUAAAUUCAUUCACUGUCUCUAUUGCAAAGGAAUGUUUUCCCGCAAAGAAUUGUGGCGACACACUCGCAGAUGCCACUUCAUGCCAGAGCGGGCUUCUCAUGAGUCUACAAAGGCCAAAGUUUUGGGCUUGGCAACAACAGCUCAGUCGGUGUUCUCUGAAAGUAUCUCCAAAGGGGUCUGGAAGCUUCUGGACCCUAUGAGGCAAGAUGAUAUAACAGCAGUUGUUCGCAAUGACUUUGGCAUUUUGCAGCUGGCUCAAACCCUGUACAACAAGCAUGGCAAUGACCCUACGAAACAUGAGUAUGUUCGUCAGAAGUUAAGGGAACUUGCACGUGUCUUGUUGGUUUUGCGUGGUGAUUCGAUAUACACCAUCGAAGAUGCUGUCAAACCUGGAAAUUUUUACAAAGUUGUCAACGCUGUGAAAAAAGUAUCUGGUUUUGAUGAGGAAAACCACACCUACACGGCACCAAGUCUUGCUCUAAAAAUAGGGCAUUCUCUGCAGAAAAUAGCCGACAUCAUUUACAGUAGGGCUUUGAUGACGGAAAAUGACAAUUUGAUCAAAUCAACUGAAGCUUUCAAGUCACUGUAUGCUGCAAAAUGGUGUGAGCUUGUAUCACACUCUGCCCUGAACACACUCAGUGAGAAGAAAUUCAACAAACCAUCGACCUUACCUUUUACCCAGGAUGUGCAACUUCUUCACACUCACCUAGAAAAGACUUCAGAGUCUGCCUUUGACAAAUUAAAGAAAACAGUAUCUCCCCAAAGUUAUGCUGACCUUGCAAAAUCCACUCUUGCUCAGAUUAUAAUUUUUAAUCGAAGGCGUGCUGGGGAGGUGUCCAAAAUGCGCUUGAAAAACUUCAUUGAAAGAGACAAAAGCCCCCUCCAUGCUGAUGUAUCCUUGGGAUUAACCAAGUUUGAAAAGAAGCUCUGUGAGCACUUUAGCCGGGUGGAAAUCAGGGGCAAACGUGGACGAAAAGUUGCAGUCCUCCUAACACCAUUCAUGGUGGAAUCCCUAAAUCUCUUGGUCAGCAAAAGAAUGGAAUGUGGUGUGCCUGAUACCAAUAUCUUUCUCUUUGCUAGACCACAAUGUUCAACUUACUACAGAGGUCAAGACUGCUUGAGACUUCAUGCAGAAAAGUGUGGAGCAAAAAAACCCGAAUACCUGCGCUCAACUCAGCUCAGGAAACAUGUUGCGACCCUUUCCCAAAUUUUAAACCUCAAAGAGAAUGAGUUGGACCAGGUCGCUGACUUUCUAGGACACGAUAUACGUGUCCACCGUGAACACUACAGACUGCCUGAGGCGACAAUUCAGCUUGCAAAAAUCUCCAAGCUGCUAUUAGCAAUGGACAAAGGUUGUCUUGGAAGCAUCCAGGGAAAGUCACUUGAUGAGAUUCAAAUUGAAGAUCAAAUCCAGUUGACUGAUACUGAAGAUGAUGCAGGAGACGAACCGGCUGGCACCAGUUCAUUAGACAAAGAAGUAUCAACAUCACCACAAGAGGCCUGCCAGAAUGAAGUAAUUGGAAGUGUUGAACAUCGUGGGACUGCUGAUAAGAAGAAAAGAAUGUGGUCAAAAGCAGAAGUUGCUGCCGUGAUGAGACAUUUUAAAGUCCACAUAGUAAAAGGAAAUUUAGCCACAAAAUCUGAGUGUCUUCAGUGCAAAUCCGCUGAAGAGCCUGUGCUUCAAAACCGGUCAGUACAAAACAUACGAGACUUUGUGAGAAACAGAGGUAUAACUGCCAAAAGGAGAAGUCAGUAUGAAAGUGCUGUUAGCACCUAAUCACCAAGCCUUCAGUGUUCAUGAAAUGUAGUUCUAUACAUUUUGAAUUGGUGUUGGUUUCUUUCCAGCCUACUUUUCUGAAGAAUGUUGGAGUUUAUAUGACGAUUUUACAACUGUUGUUGUAAAGAUUUUUGAAGAUUGAUGGCCGUUAACUGUUUUUUAUAAUGUUGCAAGUAAAUGUUGCCUCUUGCUGUUAACUGGUUUAUAUACACUUUUAAGUGACUGGUUUCAAAUGAGAUGAUGGUCAUGAAAUUAAGAAAAUAGUUUUUAACUGAUUGACUACCUUAUUGAAUAUUUUUGAUUGUAUCUUGUCUGCAGUGAAGUGUUCUUGUCUGACAUACUUGAACUAUAGUAGGGCUGGGCGAUAUAUCGGAUGAGAUUGUUAUGCACAUCUUAUCAGUAUAGUCGGUUUCCUUGAUUAGUAGUGAAUCAUAAUCACCUGCUUUCAGAUGGAGCCGCAUUUACUGCACAGAGCCUUAAUUCACAGACAAACUCUGCAAUGUUGCAUUCAUUAUUGUGGACAAAACUCCUGCGAUAAUGACUGCGAUAUUGCCUAGCUUGUCAGUGAACUACAGCUCUGUGUAGUAAAUGCAGCUCCAUCUGAAAGCAGGAAAUUAUGAUUCACUACUACUGAUGAGAUGCGCAUAACAUUCUCAUCCGAUGUAUCGCCCAGCCCUACUAUAGUAAUUGAUUCAAUAUAAACAAAUGUAUUGAUGUUCACAAUGACUGUUUUAACGCUGCUGUUGUUAAUUUGAAAAAUAACCAAGUUUAACACUUGUGACUAUAUUUAGUCAACUGUUGUUGCCAUCUCUGACUGAGAUGUUUUGCCUCUUUAAUAAAAGGGAGGUAUUGUUUCUUUAUUACCAAAGAUUGUGUUUCAUUGCAAGUUUUCAAUUCCUAGUAUAGUAAACUUUUAAAGAAGAUGAGUUGGUUACAUGCUUCUGAGACUAGUUUUAAUCCAAUUAAUAACUUGUACUACUACUGUAUAGGGUUGGGUAGGUAUGGGAUGGUGUGAAAAUUUCAUAUGAUUUUAGUGACCAAAGUUAUCACAGUUAUCAUUAUUAUCACUGUUUUCAUAAAAUGAGAUGGAAAUGUUCAAAAAGAACUGAUGCACAACACUGAAAACAUUUGAACAAGUUUUAUUUUGAAAAUCAUCAAACAACAAAUAUAAUUAGCAGCUAUAUGCACUUUUUUUGAGCAGAAACAUUAAAUCCGGGGUGUCCAGACUUUUUUGUGUGGCAAUCUACUUUUAAAAGGAUAAAGCAGACAAGACCUACCUGCUUAAAAACACAGUCACACUUACUAAACUUUAAGAGGGAGUUGCACUAAUGUGUCUCAUACUGUAAUCCAUUAACAUAAAUUUGGCGAAUAAAGCAAUGAAAAACAAAGUAACGUUUUUAUGUGGAGCGACUGUUGCGCUGUUUGGGAUUCACCCUCUUUAUUUGUUAUUAGAUUUUUGCCACCCGCUUUUUGCUGAUCUGAAAAAUAAUCUGAUCUGUGCCUCAAAAACUGUAAUGUGAUCCGAACUGUGAGAUUUGUGAUCCGUCACACACCCCUAGUAAAGUUAGUACACAGUGAUAGCCAUAAAUGCAAUUGUACUAAUAAUUGGCAUAAUAAUUUAUUUCGGUGUUUUGGUUUUCGGCCUUGGUUUCCUUUUUUUGGGUUUUCGGUUUCGACCAAGAAUUUUCAUUUCGGUGCAUCCCUAGUUUUUAUAACACUUUAAAUGUUUGUUAGGACUAUACUGC
Molecule: messenger RNA, 5417 nt
Organism: Misgurnus anguillicaudatus (oriental weatherfish)
Lineage: Eukaryota; Metazoa; Chordata; Actinopteri; Cypriniformes; Cobitidae
Source: RefSeq, a predicted model, not a curated record